UGAGAGCGCGCGUCGCUCUCGGGGAGCGGGAGCUGUCCGUCCCCCCCCCUCACCCCCCUACCGUCGGCAGUGAUUGAAUGAUGGCGGGGCACACCGCGCCCGGGCGGUCUUUCGACCGACUCUUACUCCAACAGUACCUGCUGCUGCUCAAGAAGUACCCGAUCCCGACCAAGUCGGUCACCAGUGGAAUCCUCUCAGGAUUUGGAAACAUUCUGUCCCAAGUUAUUGAGAGAAGGGGCAAGCAACCAAACACAGGAACGAGUCUCGACAUUGGAGGUCCGAUCAGAUUUGGAGUAUUUGGGCUGGUUUUCACAGGGCCUCUAAGUCACUUCUUCUAUCAGUUUCUGGACAAGUAUAUCCCAUCCAAUGUUGCAUUCUCACAAAUAAAGAGACUGCUUGUAGAUCGUCUGGUGUUUGCUCCAGCCUUCCUGGCUCUUUUCUUCUUCGUUAUCAGUAUGCUCGAGGGGAAGAAAAUGAAGGCACUGAAGGAUAAAAUGCAGACCAGUUACUGGAUAGCUCUGAAAAUGAACUGGAAAGUUUGGACAAUAUUUCAAUACAUUAACAUCAAUUACGUUCCUCCUCAGUUCCGGGUGCUGUUCGCUAAUCUGGUAGCUCUGUUCUGGUACGCGUACCUGGCUUCCAUCAGGAGAUAGUGGCAUUCCUUCGAUAGUGUUGGUCUCUGCCUCGAAUGGUUCCUUCCAACCUGGAAAUAACUUUGACUCCAUCGGAAGGAUUCAAUGAACUGACUUUGGCCAAACCCUACAGUUUUCUAUAUUUCCACAAGACAGCCACUGGACGACCUACUUAAAAAUGAACUGUGAAGUUAAUUGUUUUCCUGAAACAUUGUGAUACAACAUUAUUUGUCGUAUUGAAAAAAGUGUUGACAAAAUCUUUUCUUUAACACAUCACUACUGAACAUUUGUCAGUUCCUUAGAUUCAUAAUUUUCUUCACUGAUGUUCAGGACACAGAUGCUUUUAUACAGGAUAAAUGGGCUGGAUUAUGUUAAAAAUGGAUGGCUAGCUCUUAAAGUGUGCAUGAUUGAUAAAUGCACUGGUUAGCCAUGCAACUGCGAUGGUAUUUGAUUUCAGGGUGGGUUAUAAAGAAACACCUCCUGUGAAUAGCAUAAAUAGGCAGAAUGAAGUACCAUUCUUUAUGUUCUGUUUGAAUUAAAUGUGCAUCUCUCCCCUCUCCCUUGAAGGAGAUGGCCAAUAAUAUGGUUAUCCUGUUUGUUUGUACUCAAGCCAAAGCUCUGCAUAAAUGUUUUAUUAAGUUCACAAUUUGUUAGUAAUACAGAUGUAUCUGAAGCAUUAAAAAGUGUUUAAUAACAAAUUUAAUGAAUGUUCUGCAGACACGUGUUUAAUUCAAAGGGCUUCAGAGUUCACAGUUCCUCUCUAGCACUGAGAAGGAUGUUAUUAGGAUAUGCAAUGGGGAGCUGUAAUGCAGUUUAUUUUUUAGCUGAAGAGGGCAGAUAUAGUUAUAAGUGAGUCUUCACGAGCAGAUUAAGACAAGCUUUUCUUCAAUUCAUCAUUCAACAAUUUGUUUAUGGAACAGAUGUAUAGUUAUUAAAUAACUAACAUUUUGCCCACAAAAUACUCAGCCAAUUCACCUUACAGUAUAUUCUGUGAAGCGCUUUGAGACGUCUCGAAGAAGUAAUAAAGCACUAUAUCAAAACAAGGAUUAUUGUUACUAAAAACAAAACUAAUUACAUGUCAAAGGGUUGGUCUUUUGCUCAGGACCUGUGACCAGCUUACAAGUGGCUUUUCUGCUCUCCAGUAUGUCAUGUGAAUCUAACUCUAUCUGCUCAUAAAAUGAGUGACUUUCAAGUAAUGCUGGUUGAGACUGAAGACUGCUAAAUUUGUCUCUAUGUCUUUAACUUUGUAUAAUCAAUUAAAGGUAAAAGUACCUUAGAAAUUGCUGGCUGGAUGUUGGUGGGAAGAGACAAAAUUCUGCACAGGAAAGAAUGCCCCCAAACCAAACUGUUAUAAUUUUUCUGCAAAAAUUCAAUCCUGGUUAAAAAUUUGGAACAUUAAUUUUAAAACAGUUUUUUGUUUACCGUAUUUCACAUUUAAACUUACAUAAAUGCAUCCUAUAAGCAUCCAAUUCAUCACAGGCAGUGUUUUUUCAAGUUCUAGUGCUGUUUUACACUGUGUUAGAGGAUGAUUGCUCACGAUGAUUUUAACUUUUUUUUAAACAAAACAUUUUUGCACAUUUCCUCAACACCAUUUUCUCUCUCCAGUGUGAAUGAUCAAAAAAUAUGUUUUGCAUUUAUUUCUGAUUGAAAAUAAACCUGGUUUGGUUAUCAAUGUUUGUCAUAUCACAUCCCGCCCGAUGUUCAUGAUGCAGGUGUACAUUGAAAUUUAGUGGGUUGGUCUAACCAGAAGCAAUACAUCAAUGGAUAGCAUGAGGCAGGGCAAAACCUCAAAUGUUCCUUCAGAAAAUUAUUCAGUUUUCAGAAAAAAAAAUGCGUAUAGUUGUAUUGAUGUUGACAGCAAAAUAAAAUUGCCAAAAUUGUA
Molecule: messenger RNA, 2514 nt
Organism: Callorhinchus milii (elephant shark)
Lineage: Eukaryota; Metazoa; Chordata; Chondrichthyes; Chimaeriformes; Callorhinchidae
Gene: pxmp2
Product: peroxisomal membrane protein 2
Exons: 5
Coding region: 78-653 (191 amino acids)
Cellular component (GO): cytoplasm; membrane
Source: RefSeq, a predicted model, not a curated record